AUGAUGAUUCCUUUUCUUCAUAAUCAAAUUCACCACAACAUGAGUAUGGAAUCUCCACCUCUCCAAUAUGGUUCUUAUUGUAGUAAUAGACCACUAGGAAUUCAGGCUCACUCUAUGAUUCAUAAACUUACUCAUUUUUCAUCCAAUGGGUUUGGAAGAACUUUUGGACAUCAACAUCAUGGUUUGGCAAGGCCCAUUUUUCAUCAACAACCUGGAAUUGGGAAGCUAGCAAUGGAAAGUUUCCACAAAACAGGAUUAUCAUCACGAGGCAGUGCUGGUAGAUUCCAAGUGAUGCUCAAUUCAACAACGAGUGAAGAAAUCAUUCGAUACCCGGUUAGUGGAACUCGUUUGCAGACUAACCAAGAAGAGAUGAAGCAUCUUGACUUAUCCCUAAGGUUGUGUUUGGAUGGGGGAAUAUUUGAGGGGAAUGUAAUUUUAGAGGGUAUUUCAAAUCCCUUCAAUUAA
This is a messenger RNA of Lotus japonicus, 465 nucleotides long. RefSeq names its product zinc finger protein 3-like. NCBI's taxonomy places the organism in Eukaryota, Viridiplantae, Streptophyta, Magnoliopsida, Fabales, Fabaceae. The record is from RefSeq and is a predicted model, not a curated record. Bases 1 to 465 code for a protein of 154 amino acids. The transcript has a single exon. Gene Ontology annotation, biological process: negative regulation of abscisic acid-activated signaling pathway.